AUCAUCAGCAACCAGCGGCUUGUUUUCAGGCCCAGCUGCAGCGUCCCUCACCAUGACUAAAGAGGAGAACCUGGAGGUGCAGGAGAAGGAGAGGCACGACCGGGAGGAGCAGGAGGAGGGUAAGGUCCAGAAGGAGGAGGAGGAGGUGCUGACCGAGGAGGAGGAGGAGGAUGAAGAGGAGGAGGAGUAUGAGCUAGAAGAGGAGAGGGAGGGGGAGGAGCGAGUGGAGGACGAGGAGGAGGACGAGCAAGAGGAGGAGCGGGAGGAGAGAGAGGAGCGGGAGGAGGAGGAGGAGCCUCCAGCCAGCAGGGAGCUGGACGCUGAGCCGGAGCCGGAGCCGCUGUCCGUGUCCGAGUACCAGAGUCCGGUCCACGAGCUGCGCCGCCGCGCCAUGGUGCACCCCUCCGCCCAGGCACCGCUGCCCAAGGACUACACCUUCACCUUCUUCGACCCCAACGACCCGGCCUGUCUGGAGAUCCUCAUGGACCCUCGGACCACCAUCCCCGAGUUGUUUGCCAUCGUGCGUCAGUGGGUCCCGCAGGUGCAGCACAAGAUCGACAUCAUCGGCAACGAGAUCUUGAAGCGAGGCUGUCACGUGAACGACCGCGAUGGUUUGACUGACAUGACGCUGCUCCACUACAGCUGUAAGGCCGGAGCUCACGGAGUCGGUGACCCAGCGGCAGCACUGCGUCUCAGCAGUCAGCUGAUUGCUCUGGGAGCUGACGUGAGUCUGAGGAGCCGCUGGACCAACAUGAACGCUCUGCACUACGCCGCCUACUUCGACGUCCCAGAACUGAUCCGAGUCCUGCUGAAAGCCUCCAAACCCAGAGUGUUGAACUCCACUUGCAGUGAUUUCCACUACGGCACGGCGCUCCACAUCGCUGCCUCCAACCUCUGCCUGGGAGCAGUCAAAUGUCUGCUGGAGCAUGGAGCCAACCCAAUCGUCCGGAAUGAGAAGGGUCAGGUUCCAGGCGAGGUUGUCCCCGAUCCGAUGGACAUGAGUCUGGAUAAGGCAGAGGCAGCGAUGGUGGCCAAAGAGCUGAAGCAGCUGCUGCUGGACGCCGUGCCGCUGAGCUGUAACCUCCCCAGAGCCACGCUGCCCAACUACGACAACAUCCCCGGCAACCUGAUGCUCACCUCGCUGGGGCUGAAGCUGGGCGAGCGCGUGGUGCUGGACGACCUGAAGCUCCACAGAGACCCGAGCAGGGACGACAGCCUGGCUGCAAACCUCACUCAGACCGGCACUCUGAGGUUCUGCGGUACGACGGAGUUCGCCAGCGGUCAGUGGGUCGGCGUGGAGCUGGACGAGCCCGAGGGAAAGAACGACGGCAGCGUGGGCGGAGUCCGCUACUUCAUUUGCCCCCCGAAACUAGGGAUUUUUGCUCCGGUGUCGAAGAUCUCCAAAGCUGUGGAUCAGACACCCUCAUCCGUCACCUCCACCCCCAGAACCCCCCGCAUGGACCUGGCCUCCCGCCUCGCCGGCAAGACCAAGAAGGAGAAAGAGAAGAAGGAGAAGGAGAGAGAGAAAGCCCAGAAGAAGAAGUCUUCAGUGGUCAGUCUGGACCCGGAGGGGCUGAACGUGGAGGUUGGAGAUCAGGUCCUGGUGGCCGGACAGAAACACGGCAUUGUCCGCUUCUACGGCAAGACGGACUUCGCUCCAGGGUACUGGUUUGGCAUCGAGUUGGAUCAGGCGACAGGAAAACAUGACGGCUCCGUGUUUGGAGUCCGUUACUUCAGCUGUCUGCCCAAAUAUGGAGUGUUCGCUCCGCCCUCCCGCGUCCAGAGAAUCGGAGGUCCUAAAGAAGGCUCACAGAACGACAACUCCAUGGUGAAGAAAGUGCACCAAGUCACUAUGUCACAGCCGAAGCGUAACUUCAACACGAUGCGUUCUCCUAAAGACCUGACAUCCGAGAGCUCCAUAUCAAGGUUGCUGUUCUGCUGUUGGUUCCCGUGGAUGCUGCGUGCUGAGAUGCAGUCCUAACCACGCCCUCCCUCCCUCCUCCUCUUCUCCUCCUCCACCAGAUCGAUCUCUCCGCUCUUCUCUCUCUUCAUCUUUUACUUUUUGCUCUCUUACUCUUCAGACAUUCACUGUCAGACUUCUCGUAGUGAAACCUCGUCUUCUCUCUUUGACUCUCAGCCAGAAUCCUUCUAAUUUAGCCGUUCUAUAGCAAAAACUAUAGUGCCUUGUAUCUGAUCAAAAUGUCCUGCAUUCCUUUAAUGAAACUGAGGACUCAGCUCUGCUAAAGCAAUCCCCCCAAAAUAUUCUCUCUCCCCCUUUACACGUCUUAUCAUUUACUUUAGCAGGUUCUCAUCACAUUGUGUGUCUUUAUUUAACGUCUCAUCCGUCUGUGCUGCUGCUGCAUGUUUUCUUUUUGCUGCUGCUCGCUUUGGGUCUCACCAGAUUUACAGGUUGGCACCAGCGAGCUUAAAGUUAGGAAUUACUUACUGAUGUUCUCUGCAGAAAAACCUGAACAUCAAUGACAUUUGCCAAACUAAUGCUUUGAGUCCUGAGGGUUUCAUUCUUCCUCUUGGUGUCACCCUCAUGUCAAACACAACAGUGUGUCAACUUAGUUCUGCACAACUCAAAGCGUUUGCGUACUUCAGGUAUCACGUUGUAUGUUUGUAGUUUGAUCGAGGUCUGACUGCUGCUUCCUCAUGAUUCACCUGAGACCAAGAACCCUACAAACCUUUAGAACUCUGUGUGUGAAAAACUGCAUGCUUCAAAUGCACAAUAUACCAGAUUUUCUGCCGCUCGGUAUCUCUCCGUCAGAUCAAAAAUAUUUUAUUUGCUUGGUGACUGUUAGAUUCUCCCGGUUAGGAUUCCUUCAGUGUUCUUGCUGAUUAAAACCACUGAAUUAAGUUGUUUCUUUUAUUAUUUAUUGUGUUUCUUGAUGGACACAGGACAUCCCAGAGGGGCUGCGAGCUGAGCUAAUGUUAACAUCUGCUCAGCUUGUUUCUCUGAUAACUAAAAAUCCAAGCAUACGAUGAAUAACAUUCUUCAUCUGAGUUAAAAACUGGCUUGAAACAGGAUGAGAGGUCAUGUUAGGACAGCCUCCAGCAGACUAACACCAUGCUGACAUGUGCACAAAGGGGAUUAAUCUGAAACCAUUAAUAGUGACGGAUGAAACAAUGAAAUGAUUUCUCUGGUUUGAAGAUUGUUGGAAACAUUUGGGACAAUGUGAUAACACAACUCAACAAAAUCUGUAACAUAUUUCUCGUCGUUUUUAAAUACCUUUAAUCACAGAUGUCAAACUAAAAACAGGGUUGAUCAACUACUGACUUCAUUGUAUUUUAUCAUCGUGUUCCAGUCAGUUUUAUUUUUUUAUAACAGACAUAAAGUAACUGUUGAAAUCAAACUGGUUCUUGGUCUCUGAAAAUGUGUUUAUUUCACAACAAAUAUAAAAAAACAGAAAACUUUUUGCUUCAUCACUUAGUAAAUUAAGAUUCAGUGCGUUUAGUGGUUUCUAGAAGCAGGACUGUAGUUAUUAGACAUUAUAGUGACUGAACGUCUUCGAUCAUUAUUAAUCAGUGUUGCCAAAUAGAAACAUUAGUCCAUCUAGUUAGAGUUAAAAUAAACUUUAUUAUAGAAAACUUAAUCUGUCGUUAACCAAAAGUGCUAACAGACCCAAAACGAUGACUCAUUUUUUAAACCCCUCUACGUUUGAUAUUAAUGUUUCUGUGUUGCUGCCAUGCUUGUGUCUGAAAAUAAGCUUCAUUCAGAGUUAAUGUUUAUAUACACAUUCAUCUUGUCCAUCUUGAGGUUUUUAAUUUCCCUAAAACAGAAAUUCAAACCAUGGAUAAACUCUGUAGAAGUUCUCCUCUCUGCUUCUCUUCUCUCCCUCCUCUCUCAUCCCUCUCUCUCUCCGUUUAGAUAAGACUUUGCUUCCUUUUGUGAAUGUGAGCAUCUGCGAAAACAAAAAGUUAAUCUAAACCUACGUGUGGUUGCUUAAUGUUAAAAUCUCUCUCUCGAAGUAUGUGCGUAACUGAAAACAGCAAUAUGUAAACAGUGUACCUAUCUCUGUGUGGAACUGGUUCCUGUGUUAAUGUCUCUUUACACUCUGUCAGCACACUGAUACAGAGAGAUGCUGAACACGCUCGCACUCUGAUGGCCGAGGCUGCCGGACCACACGCUCAAACUGAUAAUAUUACUAAUAUCCAAUAUCCAAAUCUUGCCAUCUAAUGGAUAAAUGUUUUAUAGGUCAAAUUCUCAGUUCAUAACCAUGAAUCAGUAUUCAUAUUUAUUCAAACAGAUGAUGUUUGUUUUGCAUCUCCUGGAAGACUGAUUUAAAUGAUGGAUUUUUGUAAUUUUUGGAUGUAAAACAAACAAAUCUUAGAUGUCUGAACUCUAACUCUGUGCAUCAGUUGAAACCUGCUGAUUUUCAGUUGGCUUGAUGAUUUAAUAACUUUAUGAUCAUCAGGCUAUAUUUGGUCGACACAUUUCCUCCCAACAAUAAAAGAAUAUAACUAACUUACAAGAUUGGCUCUUGAAUUUGAAAUCCACCUCGUCUGAAGUCAGUAAAUCUUUUCUUCAGCAGAGACAUUAAAGAGCCUUCCUUGUUAACUCUGUUGUCUGUUAGCUGCGUGUUCCCGUCAGCCUCGGCUAAAGGAAACACUCUGUGGUUGCUCCUGCACACUGCUGUUGAUAGUCGUUCUUUUUGUGCCCGUGGAAUCCGCUUCAACAUUAUACUGAUGACAACUACAGCGCUAACACUCAUCAGCUGCUCGCUUCAGCUGAACUCAACAUCAGGCUGUGAAACAAAACUCUUCAUUACCACCUAUAAACUCAAAGCUUCUCUCUGAGCGUCGCUGCUAAACGAGACGACAAAAGAUCAAAUGGUGCGAGUCACACUUCACCCAACUCUUGAGCUCAGUCACAAGUCGUAGGUUGAGUUAUGUGGCGUACUGAGAGGUGAGCAGAUCGCUGAUCAGUUCAGCAUGGCAACAUGAUGUCUGUAGGCUUGACAGGCUGCAGGUCAGCUGCUUCAGUUAGCUUGUUGAGGUGCACAGGGCUCGCAGCUGAAUGAAAAGAACAGAACUGGAAAAUAACCGGGAAAAGAAAGUGUUGCCACCUUUCUUGUGGGAAAAAAUGUGGAAAAUUAGCUUUCCAGACACAAAACAUAACUGUAGUUUCCUGAAAACCACAAUCUGUCCUGGAAACAAAUUAAACGUAGCUAGGACUUAAUCAUCCAAAAUGUUCCAGCUUUGUUCAUGGAGAAAAUUAAGUUGAAACUGUGUGCACAUAAGAUUUCAGCACUCCUUACAGUUCACAGAAUAUUGAGAACAUUAAUUGAAGUUAAUGCUGUUAUUGGAUUAAGAAACAAGAUCUGUCAGACUUAAACUCCACUUUUCACCUUUUUUCUGAAGGACUCUGAGUCACAGAAACUGUCCUUAAAAUGUUCUGCAAGACAAUUUAUUGUAAAUGUGAAAAUCUUAGUUUUUGGUGAAUCGAUAUGCAGAUGACUCACCACUUUACCUUAAACUUCCGUGCUCUUGGCUCCUUCUCCCUGCUGUUCUGACCGACCCCAAACAAAAGAGCCUGAUGAACAAAAAUCCCCUCUUUAUAAUUUCACACACUGGAAAAUGUUUUGCUGCCGCAGCACGCUUUUCAAUGCUAGAUCCUAGGUGAACCCUGGGGGAACAUACAUAGUGGACCGCAGUGAUGGUGAGGUUUGUCUUCGUACAGUAGAUGUACAGUACAGUCGAUGUCCCAGUGAAGCCUCUGUUGGUUCUUACUGCUGUGUAAAUGUGGAGCUUUCUCUGGUUUGGCCACUAAGUGUCACUAGUGAGUCUCUGGAUCGUCAAACAAAAUGUUCCACAAGCUUUCCUCAUUACAUAUUCUCUUUUUCAUUUGCUCCAUUUAAAGGAUGAUGCAGUUUUUGUCUGUUUUACAAACUAAUACACAUGUACUUAUUUUCUGCUGUCUCUUUUCCAAAGCCUUUAUCAAGCUUUUAGGUUGAUUAUUUUACAUUUUUAUGAAAAACCUACAUGAAACCUGCUGCAGAAACUUUCCAUCAUAAAUUUUUCAUAAAGUUUUAUAACCAUGAAUCAAUAUUAUUAUUUAUUCAAAGAGGAAGAUUUGAGUUAAUGAUGGAUUUUUGUCAUUUUUGGAUGUAAAACAAACCAAUCUUUCUGAACUCUAACGUCUCCGAAACUCAUUUGCAGAAACUUUGCAUCGUCAAAACAAGAAUUAAAUAUUAUGUAAAUUGGUAUUAUUGUGAUUUAGCUAGACUACAGUUCCAGGGUGCAAUGAACUUAACUACUGGAUGAGAUGAUUACAUUAAUUAUGAUAUAAAAAACAACAACAUUGCAAUCUGACAACUUUGCUAACCCAGCCAAACUUUUAAGCAACAACACUCAACAUAGCAAGCCAGCUAAUAUUACUUACUAAUCCAACAGCAAGAAGACAAACUCAGCAUCUUUCUAGUAGCCUUUCAUUUCAUGAAGCUCUCUUAAAAUCAAGUCCCUUUAAUCUUUUUUUUUUUCUUGCUGCUGAAUCCCCUCUGCCCUGGACCUAAAAAACUCCUCCUAGCGGUCCAAAGCUCCUGAUCUAUUGGUGUAAACACCAACUCAUCCCAGUGCUCUGAGCAGUCCUGGCAGCACGGCUGACUGAGUUAACUGAAAGCAGCUACAGUAAGGUUAAAUGUUGCCGAUAUGCUUUACUUUCAUCAGGAAAAUGUAGGCAGAGCAGCUGGAGGACAUCAAAGGGAAAGUAGAAUAUGUUUUCUCCAUAAAAUAUGAAUUAGUUUCACCAAAAUCAGUGAUAUUGCUUGUGGUGUGUUAGAGCAACUUCUUACCCACCAAAGUUGCACAGUGCAAGAACAAGCAGGUAAUAUAGUCUCAGUGCUGCUUUAAGUCACAUGUAUUAUUUGUCUCAUAUUCAAGAGUCACAAGAAAUCAGUCAAACACUGAUUGAGGAUUUGGAAAACAAUCAGCAGGAAUGUGAUGUAUUUGUGAUUGUGAUCAAUUAAAACACUCAGAAGCUGUUUGGUCCUUUAGAUCCUAUAAUCGAUCGGUGUACGUGUCUGAGAUAUAACGUUGAAGUCAUUCUCAUAGAAACUAACUCAGCACUGGUUGUUUUAACAUGAAUAUACAGUAUAUAGCCUAUAUUUUGAUAACUUCACUAAGUGUACUUUUUGUUCUCCAGUUUUGUAGUGUGUGUGUGUGUGUGUGUGCGUGUGCGUGUGCGUGUGUUACUUUGUGCCCAUUUACAGUCCAUGUGUGUGAGUAACUCCUGUUUUAAAGCGUGUGAAGCUGACGGACGUUAAAGGGGAAACAGGGGAGAACGAGCAUCGGACGUCCUCAUCCACUCACUGCAUGCUCUCUCUCUCUUUCUCUCUCUCUCUCUCUUUCUCUCUCUCUCUCAGUAUUUCCUCUUUUGGGUUUUUCAAUAUGUGUAUCUUCUCAUUGGCAUGGAAAUGCUUCUAAUAAUAACAGUGACAACUCUAUGAAUAUACUAAUAAAGAAUUUGAUGUUGUUUUUAUA
Messenger RNA from Centropristis striata (black sea bass), 7482 nucleotides. RefSeq names its product CAP-GLY domain containing linker protein 3 (gene clip3). The record is from RefSeq and is a predicted model, not a curated record. The transcript has 15 exons. Gene Ontology annotation, cellular component: microtubule plus-end; nucleus; cytoplasm. Gene Ontology annotation, biological process: cytoplasmic microtubule organization. Lineage: Eukaryota; Metazoa; Chordata; Actinopteri; Perciformes; Serranidae. The coding region runs from base 53 to 1981 and encodes 642 amino acids. Gene Ontology annotation, molecular function: microtubule plus-end binding.